GUCUUCGUGAACCGAGCGGUCUCGUUCUGUGUCCGCGUAGCGAACACGAAAUGCGGAUCGCUUGUUCAAACACGGACCGCUUGUCUGGAGGUACUUUCGGUCGAAUGUCUGUUGAAUGUCCAACGUCAAACUAACCGCGGUAUAGAAUUUAGCGUCACGUUUUAGAAAGCUCGUGUUCCUCUGUUGUGUCGCCGGCGUCGUCCUCCCCCGUGCGUCUGGAGUGGAACAACCCGCCCGGAACUAAAUAUUUGCGGGAAACUAUUUCAGGAGAACCGAGGCGUUUAUGAAAUGGAAUCCACGAAAGGCCGAGGAGGCAAAGCGGAGACGCCACAUGAAAGUCAUGAGGAGUUUUCCAACCUGUCAUCAAUAAACAAAGUCAGUUUUCUGGAGGGACUGCAGAAAAAUGAUGAUAAACCAUUACACAGCACUGCGUUGGAGGAAGAUUUACAUGUCGUUGAGGAGGGACAGGUGGAAAAUAGAAAUCCUGGUAGAAAUGAACGUUCUCAGACAGCUAGGACCACCACUCCAAUGCAUGGAGCUGCUGUGAGGAGGGACCGGCCAAAAACAUGUGGAGAGAUUGAGACAGAGGAGAAGAGGAGUCAGACUAUAGAGGAGGGUGAUGUCUCCACAGUUAACAGGAAGUUGGUGGGGAAGAAACCUGCAAGGCUUAGAGGUGGACAGAAGUCUGCAGUGAGGCCUGUGAAAAAUAAGCAGAUGAAAACAGUGAGGAAAAGGAGCAAAUUAAUCAGUGGACGUUCCAGUGACUCUCAGGAGGAAUCUGAAUCUGGCACUAAACAACAGAAAUGUCGGAAGGUCUUGUCCUCUGAGGAAAAGGAACAUGAGGACACCAGCUGGGCCAAGGUGAGCAGAAGUAGGAAGUCUUCAUCUGGCACAUCUGCAGAUGCAGAAAAGACCAACAUCCCUGAUGACAGGAAGUCGCGAGGUCACCGGGAAGAAACAGACUUAGACCUGGUGCUGGCUGCCUUCAUUGACUUCUGCGACAAGUACAGGGAGUCUGUGGUGUCUAAAGCAGUAAAACAGUCCAUUGAUUCUUUCUCCAACAAUGUGAAAGAACAACUCUUGAAAAAGAUCUCUUUCUACAAAGAGUUCAGGUUUUUAAAAAGACAAAAUGCCAAGGUGGGUUCCUUGAUCUGUAGAAAGACUCAGAGACUUCUGGAUGCCAAGAACGAGCUGAUGAGGGCAGAGAGGCAGGUGCGGUUACUACAGACUGAGAAAGCUGAGCUUCAGCUCCGAUUAGCUGAUCUACGACUAGGCUACACCUUCCUCCAUGAUAUCAGAGAGCUCAACACACAGUACCUGCGCUACAGACACAAACACCACAAGGAGAAUGAAACGUAUGGUGCCUCCAGCAAACCGGCUAUGCUGCUGGAACAACAGCAGAAAGGAAUCAAUCAGGAGACAGAAAAAACGGAAGGAUCGUGGGAAUGAUAAUGUGUGUUGGUCACAAACAUACAGAUGAUAAAGACUGAAAUCCACAUCUUGUGAACAAUUCUAAGGUUGCAGUUAUACAUGAAUCUGGAUAAAGUAUGUUGUUGGAUGUCACAUUUGAUACAUGGCCAGCUUUAUUAUGCACAUAUUGUUGUGACCUGAUUUUAAGACUAUAUGUAUCUCAGUAAUAGGACCGUGUGCUUUUGACGUUUGUGGAAAAGAUUGUCGCAUUAUUUCUUUGAUGUUGUUAGAUUUUCUGUUUAGCCUGUGUGUAAUAAAACUUUGACCUAAAACCACCAA
Betta splendens (Siamese fighting fish) is the source of this 1749-nucleotide messenger RNA. RefSeq names its product centromere protein U (gene cenpu). The record is from RefSeq and is a predicted model, not a curated record. Gene Ontology annotation, cellular component: nucleus. The transcript has 13 exons. Bases 289 to 1449 code for a protein of 386 amino acids. NCBI's taxonomy places the organism in Eukaryota, Metazoa, Chordata, Actinopteri, Anabantiformes, Osphronemidae.